AUGCAACACCGCAUAAAAAGAUUGAGGACUAUGUUCCCCAUUUCUCGUCCGGAUCAUUUAGGAGAGGCGUCCAAGCCUACUAGCGACAUCUUGAGAAGAGCUGAACCGGCUUUCUCUGGAACUGUCCAUAGAAUACUUCGAAUUUUGCUUGGGGACCCAUGGGGUGACUAUGACUACAUUCAUAGCCUUGGACACGAUAUAGUCGCAACACGAAAAGCUUCGUACUUUGAACUCGUUAAUAUUCGACUAUGUCACAGUUCCGACGUCCAAAAACAGUACCGUCUCCUUUCCAGUACUCAAAGUCCUAACGUUGCGACUAUCUACGACCUCUAUAGUGACGGCAACAAGGUCUUUCAAGUUACAGAGCGCCUUGAUAUAUAUUUAUCCCAGUUAGAAGUUCAGAAAUAUGAGCUGGAGGAGUGGGAGAUGGCUACAAUAAUUGCUGAGGUCCUCAAGGGUAUUACUUACAUCUCCUCAUUGAAACUCUCUUGCAGAACGCUUUCAGAAGCAAAUAUCGGAUUAUCUCUAGAUGGAGAGGUAAAACUUGUCCUAGAUCUUCAACAGGUCCAGCAUGACCACUUACAUGAGGGCUCGAAGGUGUCACAGGUUCUCCUGGACUUCCCGAUACUGGCUGAACUUAUAGAGGAUAUGAUGCUUUCACGUUAUCAUCUUACACCUAACGACAUAAUGUGGUCCGAGGAUGCCCUUAGCUUUCUCUCUUGUACGUUGUCAGGAUCCUUGGAGACCCUGAUGAAAUAG
Molecule: messenger RNA, 759 nt
Organism: Venustampulla echinocandica
Lineage: Eukaryota; Fungi; Ascomycota; Leotiomycetes; Helotiales; Pleuroascaceae
Exons: 4
Coding region: 1-759 (252 amino acids)
Biological process (GO): protein phosphorylation
Molecular function (GO): ATP binding; protein kinase activity
Source: RefSeq, a predicted model, not a curated record